CCAUUUCUUCAAUCCACCGGAGACAUUGCAGUUGACUCAGUGCGAUAGCCACUCACUAUCAUCUUUCAAACUGAGCACUCUCCUCCCAUCCACAAUGGCAGCCAGAAAUACCCUCCGUCGCGCCCUUCUCUACAUCCCGGGCUCCUCCCAGCGCUUCAUCGACAAGUCCCGCACUCUAACCGCCGACUGCGUGGCCUACGAUCUCGAAGACAGCGUAACUCCGCACAAGAAAGCGGAAGCUCGGUCCCUGGUGCGGAGAGCGCUCGACGAGCCCGCACCGCAGGGAAUCCGCGAACGAGCCGUGCGAAUCAACUCCGUAGACAGCGGCCUCGCCCUAGGUGACCUCACCGAAGUGCUCAAAUCCCCCAACCUCACCACAAUCGUAAUCCCCAAAGUCAACACCCCCUCGGACCUGACCUUCGUGAACGACGUCAUCACACACACUCUCUCACAACAGCAACAAACACAAGACCCCUCAACCCCCCGAACUCCCAUUUCCCUCCUCGCUCUCGUCGAAUCCGCCAAAUCCCUCACAAACCUCACCCAAAUCUGCGCUUCCACGCCCCUCCUGCAAGGCCUCAUCUUCGCAGCCGAAGACUUCGCCCUCGACCUCAGCAUCACUCGCACCCCAUCACUGACGGAGUUUCUUUUCGCAAGGUCGAUGAUUGCUACUGCUGCUCGCGCUGCGAACCUCCCCUCGACUAUCGAUUUGGUCUGCACGGCGUAUAAAUCUACCAAGGGGGACGGGUCCCCGCCUGCGGUGCUGGAGGAGGAAUGUCGUGAUGGGAGACGGUUGGGGUUCAAUGGGAAGCAGUGUAUUCAUCCGUCACAGGUCGAAACGGCGCAGGCGAUCUUUGGACCGGAUCCGGAGGAAGUUAAGUGGGCUGUGAGGGUGUGUGUGGCGGAUGAGAAGGCUGCCAGGGCCGGGCGGGGUGCGUGGACGCUGGAUGGGAAGAUGAUUGAUGUGCCGGUGGCGGAGAAGGCCAGGGCGGUGGUUAGGAAGGCUGAGGCGUGUGGAUUCGAUGUUAGGGGUUUGAGGGAGGAGUGGGGCCACCAGGAGCCGGAGUGAUGAAGAUGAUUACAGAUGAUGUGCGUGUCCUUGAGUGAGUGGAGUUAUAUACAAGUAGUCAAGCCAGUUGACAAAUGAGGAAUAACUAUAU
Molecule: messenger RNA, 1160 nt
Organism: Aspergillus vadensis CBS 113365
Lineage: Eukaryota; Fungi; Ascomycota; Eurotiomycetes; Eurotiales; Aspergillaceae
Product: HpcH/HpaI aldolase/citrate lyase family protein
Exons: 3
Coding region: 95-1069 (324 amino acids)
Biological process (GO): oxaloacetate metabolic process
Molecular function (GO): catalytic activity; magnesium ion binding
Source: RefSeq, a predicted model, not a curated record